GUGAAAGUUAUUGAGGUUAUGUUGUCUUUCCCAGAUUUUCACGUAACUGAACUGAAAGAAAACUGUAGGUAAUUAAUCAGUUUAUUGAUUAUGGUUCUGUUUCACAGUUUCCAAGUUUAGUAGCAGCUAACUUCUCAUUCAUUGUGUUAGAUAACUCACAAUCACUCAUGAUUGAUUAGACUAGUACCGUAAUAUUAAAAUUUGAUUACUUAUCAGGCUUGCUUUUACUCUGACAGUAAACAUACACAACUUUUCAAGUUGUAGUCUACUUCCGAAGAAAAAUGGCAUCAAGAUUGAGAUCUCCAGUCAAGUCUGUAUCCAAACUGUCGGCAGAUUCUCCACUCGCAGAAGAAACUAAAUCUAAAUGGAUUUGCUUGAACUGUAAGUCAGUCGGAGCAGGCUCUAAAGCGGCUGGCUUAUCAUCAUCCACCGAUAGUGAAAAGGAAGCCAUAAAAAGCAUGUUAUUUGGACUGGGAGAUAGCAGUAAGCCUCUUCUCACUACUGCAAAAAUGAUCGAAACCGUGCUACUUCAACAAAUGACAAUUUUUCUUGUACAAGUUGAAGAAAUAGCAAUGAGACGAGAUUCUUCAAAGAUAGAAAUGCAAGAUAUUGUUUUUCUCAUGAGGAAUGAUAAAGCCAAGCUGACUAGACUCUUGAAUUUUAUAAAUUUCAAAGAUACCAAGGGUAGGUGUAAGACCGGAGUGGUGACAGCGAAUGGUCACAUCAAGAUGAAAUUGUCGAAAAGAAUAUAUGAUUGCUUGCAGUUUCUGAAAGCCAUUGGCAUUACAGGCGUAUGUGACCCCUCUGCUGAUGACGAUCUCACGUCAAAGGAACGACUAGUCAGAAUUCAGAAUUGACAUUACUUCUGAAAGCCUCAGCUACAGCACUGGUGAAUAUGACAAUUUUUUAAAAUCAAGAUGAUCGUCGUUUUUCCGCAAAGACAAAAAGGCGAAGUUGUGGCGUGCACUGAAGAGAAUCGCACCGGACCCUUUGUCCAAAUUGAAGAAAGAUACUGAAGACUUUAUCAGUUACUUGGCUAAAGAGACAAUUGCUUUGGUGGUAGAGUACGCUCGACUUGUGCAGCAAGACAAGUCCGUGACUCCUGCAGAUCCGUUCCGUAGAGCAAGAAUGAUGGACAAAAUACCAGCAAUUACCCCAGAAGAGGUCAAAGAGGUCGCCCGUCGCUUUUUCUCCAAUCAGCUUUCGCCUUUCGGAACUGACACAAGAUCCACGACCUGCCACUUCAAUAAAAAGCUAAUGGCUUGCUAAGUCAAGUCCCACUUUAUUACCGCUUUCAGUAUUAUAUAUUAUAAAUAUUGUGUCUUUGUUACCACUUUCAGUAUUAUAUAUUAUAAACAUUGUGAUGUUAUGUUAUUGUGAAUUUUACAAUUAAGUCAAUUGAAAAAUAUUUUCGAUGAGUUCAAUUUUGAUAUUUGAUCAAUCAGAUCAUUCACUGAUAUUUUAUUGUAUAUUUUAUUGCAUUUUUUUUAAUUGGGAAAAUUACUAACAAUAUUUAUUUUUUUGUAAGUUUUCUUCAUUUCUAAUCCAUUCUAAUUUCAACUCCAGUGCCUGUUGAAUAAGAAUUUAGUUCUAUAUUUAUUUAUGAAAGAGGCUUACACAUAACUGACCUGGAUAUUAAUUGGCACAAUUUUUACAAUUUUUGGCACAUUAUUCGUCCCAAAUUCACUUACAAGACUUUUAAACUUGUAUGACACACUCCGAUUGUAUUUUGAAUGUCUCAACGUUUUUGCAGUAUAUUUUUAUUCCUUUUCUUUUAAUUCGUUCUAAUAUUCAGAUUUUCAUCAAAUUUGGUUUGCUCUUAAGCCAAAAAUUUACAAACUUGGUGGAAUACCAAGUUAAUAUUGCAUCAGAUAUACCAGUAUCAACUCUUCUCUAUAGAAGGCAUUAUCAAGGCAGAGAAUCAACAUCGCUGUUCUCCUGUCUUUCACCACUGCCAUUUUAAUGUGAACCUCUCUCAUGACGGAACAGUGGUGAAUUGAAACCCGCCAAA
Nilaparvata lugens (brown planthopper) is the source of this 2011-nucleotide messenger RNA. Its product is annotated as SAGA complex subunit spt3. The record is from RefSeq and is a predicted model, not a curated record. The transcript has 6 exons. Gene Ontology annotation, biological process: transcription by RNA polymerase II. The coding region runs from base 282 to 857 and encodes 191 amino acids. Lineage: Eukaryota; Metazoa; Arthropoda; Insecta; Hemiptera; Delphacidae. Gene Ontology annotation, molecular function: protein heterodimerization activity; transcription coactivator activity.